AUGCCGAUAAAAGUUUUAAAAGCGAGGCAGAUCUAUGACUGCACUGGCACGCCGACCGUAGAAGUUGAAGUGAGGAACGACAAAGACACGGCUGUAGCAUCUGUGGCUGCAGGCGACAGCAUCAGCAACCGUGAGGCCCUGGAAGUUCGAGAUAACGAGAUGAGGAUGUGGGCUGGCAAGGGUGUGUUGAAAGCCGUUGAAAAUGUCAACAACUACAUCGCUCCACUCUUUGUUGGCAAGGAAAUUGAUGAAACCAAUCAGACCAUGAUAGACAGGAUGCUGAUCGAACUGGACAGGACAGACGACAAAUCCAGACUCGGAGCCAAUGCCAUUGCUGGCGUCUCCAUGGCUAUGGCGAGAUUAGGAGCAAUGAAAGAUAAUACUAGCUGGGAACGACAAAUCACAAGAAGAUUUUAUCCUACCUGUUCCGAUCAUGCCCAUGAUAGGUUUGUUGGCGGCGGGGGCUUAAAUUUCAACACCAGGUUAUUCCUCGACGAAAUAGCGAUCCUACCGGUAGGGGUAAAGUCUUUCGAAGAUGCCAUGAGGGCCGGCAGCGAGAUCUACUUCACCCUCAAACAACUUCUCGCCAAAACGUACGGACUAUCGGCCACCAAUAUCGGUCCUUUGGGCCAGUUCGGCCCUUUCAUUCAGAACGAAAUUGACGCCCUGGAGUUAGUGAAAAAGUCAAUCGAAGCAGCCGGCUAUACUGGUUACGUGAAGAUGGGAAUAAAUUGUGCGGCGCAUACAUUUUUUAAAAAUGGAACUUAUGACGUGAAUUUCAAGCAAAUAUACGGCGGUCGGAAAGGAAUGUUGAGCAGCGAGCGAAUGACCGAACUCUACAGAAGUUUCAUCAUCGACUACUCGGCAAUCAGCCUGGAAGAUCCUUUCCACUUUGAGGAUUGGGACCCCUGGCGGAAUAUGACGGAAAAGAUGUCAGUACAGAUAGUUGGGAGCAAAUUGCUGGCCACCAAUCUGACGCUUAUCAAACAAGCCAUCGAGAAAAUGGCCUGCAACUGCCUGAUGAUAAAAAUCAACCAGAUUGGGACUGUCAGUGAAGCUAUCGAAUGUUUUAAACUGUCGAAAGACGCAGGCUGGUCUUGCAUCGUUGGUGACAGACUCGGCGAAACAGAGGACGCUUUCAUGGCUGACUUUGCCGUUGGCAUUUCAGCCGGUCAAAUAAAAGCCGGUGCUCCGUGCAGGUACGAGAGGCUCGCCAAGUACAAUCAGCUGCUAAGAAUCGAAGGCAAACUGGGUUCGAAUGCAACCUUCGCCGGGAACAACUUCAGAAGGAUUCACCAAAAAUUAUAA
Molecule: messenger RNA, 1308 nt
Organism: Helobdella robusta
Lineage: Eukaryota; Metazoa; Annelida; Clitellata; Rhynchobdellida; Glossiphoniidae
Exons: 9
Coding region: 1-1308 (435 amino acids)
Biological process (GO): glycolytic process
Cellular component (GO): phosphopyruvate hydratase complex
Molecular function (GO): phosphopyruvate hydratase activity; magnesium ion binding
Source: RefSeq, a predicted model, not a curated record